Molecule: messenger RNA, 1411 nt
Organism: Anopheles stephensi (Asian malaria mosquito)
Lineage: Eukaryota; Metazoa; Arthropoda; Insecta; Diptera; Culicidae
Product: neurogenic locus notch homolog protein 1-like
Exons: 4
Coding region: 573-971 (132 amino acids)
Source: RefSeq, a predicted model, not a curated record
GCUUGGUAGCAUUUACGUUUCAGAAACAUUAUCACCAUCGGGCCCGCACCGUCCUUAUCAGCCUCGUUUCGGUCAGUCGCGUCUCACUCUUCCUGUACUUAUCUCGCUUUCAUUCUUAAGAAUCCGUGCAGGUUCUGGCCUGGACGGACAGAGAGAGAGAGAGGCAGCACAGCAUGCGAGCUUAAUAUGCAUCGGUCCUACGCCCAGCCAGCAGCAGGAGCACAGUACAGCAGCAGCCUUCCGAAGCCAGGGGCCAAUCCCUCAGUUAGUCUCUGUCUGGACGCGAACUGGUUCGCCCGGAAAGGAGUGAAACAGGAGCCAAGCUUACACAGCAUACGGAAUUGAACACAGAAGCAUUGUGUUAAAUGAAGCAGCACGGCCGUCUGAUAGGUGUACCCAGUUCCGAUGCUUAAAGUUGCUGGUGGCCCGUGAUUUGGAUCAGCUCUUAUCAGCUUGUACAGCAGCCGAAGAAAAGCGUGUCGUGGGUUCUAGUGAAAGUGCAUGAUCAGUGCCGCAAUCGGUGUAUCGAAUCGAAUCGUCGUCAACAGCUGCAAAAGUGGCCACGGCAAGCGAUGUUUAGAUACGGUCAGCCGUGUUACUUCACUCUUCUGUGCGCGAUUGCACUAGUGGCGCUACUUAUCAGGUCGACGCAGGGCUGCGAUCUGGACCAAACGCAACACGGAUGCCGGAUAGAUAACGGUCAGUGCACUUGUGCGUUCGGCUGCAAAUCGGAAUUUCGCUACGCCACACGGAAGGAGUGCCAAGAUGCGCUGAAGGGUCGCACGAGCGACAUCUGCAACCGUCAGCCGUGCCUGAACGGUGGAACGUGCACGCAAGUGACGACCAUGCCGCAGUACAAAUGUCGCUGUGAAGGAACCGGCUACUGGGGCAACCGAUGUCAUCGCAUGUGUCCCAAACCCGACCAACUCCCGCCCGGCAUGAAAUUCCCGCACGAGUGCGUCGUUAUUUAGAUGCUGGCUGUUCUAUUGUUAGCCUCUACGCGUCCACAUAGCUCCUUACAUCAGUAUAGCAAGCGAAUCUCUGGAGAGAUUGCCACAUUUAGUACAAUCGGAAGAGUACGGCAGUGCUCGCUCAUCAAACCAACGGCCUACAAUGGCUGCAAACCAACCGAGUGUUGCAGCUGUUCAUAGCUUUAUGGUGAACCUUCACAACUUUGCUAGCAAACGGUUAAGCAGUUGGAACAAAACGGAUAAAAACAGCACUGAAACCGGCACCAAACUACUGCUGGAACGGACGAGUACUCCUCACCCUUAAGGACGGACAAAUGAUAUCGCACACUGAACCGUAAAAUGUCCUCGCUCACGAUUACAAUACGUACAGCGAAAAGUUUGAAUCAAACUGUUCGUUAAUGCAUACAUUCUUACAAUAAAAAUUCUACUGGUAAAAUGUC